AACAAACUCUUAAUAAUUAGUGCUGCAAACAAGAGAAAAAAAUAACAACUUAAAAACUCAGUCGACAGUUACAAAAUUUGUACUCUCAACAUCCAACAUUCAACUUUCUUACAAUUUUUUUUUUUUUAAUUUUUUGUUGCCGCCAACACUCUUACAUACAAGAGAAUAUGAAGAGAAAAAUAAAAACAACAACAUCAACAUUUUAUUGCUACUUUUGUAGUCGUCAUAUUUUAAUUACGUUUGUUGGCAUGACGCUACUAAUUGUGAAUUAUGGUGUAAAUACAGUGCAAAUGUCAGCUGUGCCACAUAGAAAUGGUAAUUUUAACAACAGCAACAACAUCUGUAGCAGUGGCACUGGCAUUUGUAGUGGCAACAAUAUAGUGUCAUCUAUAAACGGCAAUAAUACAAACAACAAAAACAAUAGCUUUGGAAACAUCCCAUGGAAUAGAAGCGUUGAAAAACUUACAAACAUUAAUGGCGAUAGGAAUACAAACACAAACUCUCUACACAUUGCUCUGCCAGCUAUGCCAACAAUUUACAAAGACAGCAAAUAUGGUAAAGACGAUUCCAUUGAUAAUUAUGCUGACACCAACUACUACAACAUCCCCAAUACAAGGCUCAAAGUCUCAAACAAUAAUAUCAUAAAUCAUACAGAAACUGAUUUAGUAAUAGCAGGACAAUUUGGAAAAUUAAGAAAAUCUCGUAUUUUUGGCUUAUUGGGUUCAAAUUUUUCACUUUCUUACAAUUUAUCAUUGAAUAGUGGCACUUCGGCGGGAAAUAUCACUGUGGCCGCUCCUGCUUCAGCUUACUAUUAUGCACCGGCUGCUUAUUAUCCCUAUGGUUAUUAUAAUCCUUAUGGAUACUAUGAUCCAUAUGUGUACAAUCCAUAUGCAUACAAUCCAUAUGCAUACAAUCCAUAUUCUGGCUACGGUUAUUACGGUUAAUAACAAACAUGUAUGUAUCUUAACCGUCUUUGCAAAAAUUGCUACAAAAUAUUUAAUUGUUUUACACUAAUA
This is a messenger RNA of Lucilia cuprina (Australian sheep blowfly), 1016 nucleotides long. Its product is annotated as GATA zinc finger domain-containing protein 3-like. Bases 168 to 944 code for a protein of 258 amino acids. NCBI's taxonomy places the organism in Eukaryota, Metazoa, Arthropoda, Insecta, Diptera, Calliphoridae. The record is from RefSeq and is a predicted model, not a curated record. The transcript is spliced from 2 exons.